This is a messenger RNA of Saccharomyces eubayanus, 591 nucleotides long. RefSeq names its product thioredoxin peroxidase TSA2 (gene TSA2). Lineage: Eukaryota; Fungi; Ascomycota; Saccharomycetes; Saccharomycetales; Saccharomycetaceae. Gene Ontology annotation, molecular function: thioredoxin peroxidase activity. Gene Ontology annotation, biological process: response to oxidative stress; cellular response to stress; cell redox homeostasis. The coding region runs from base 1 to 591 and encodes 196 amino acids. The record is from RefSeq and is a predicted model, not a curated record. Gene Ontology annotation, cellular component: cytosol. The transcript has a single exon.
AUGGUAGCACAAGUUCAAAAACAAGCCCCAGCUUUUAAGAAAACAGCGGUAGUCGACGGUAUCUUCGAAGAAAUCUCUUUGGAACAAUACAAAGGUAAAUAUGUUGUUCUCGCCUUUGUGCCAUUAGCCUUUUCAUUUGUCUGUCCAACUGAAAUUGUGGCAUUUUCCGAUGCUGCCAAGAAGUUCGAGGAGCAAGGUGCCCAAAUUCUAUUUGCCUCCACCGACUCGGAAUAUUCCUUACUGGCGUGGACCAACCUUGCUAGAAAGGACGGUGGCUUGGGUCCAGUCAAUGUUCCUUUAUUAGCCGACACCAAUCAUUCUUUGUCCAGAGACUAUGGUGUCCUAAUUGAAGAAGAAGGUAUUGCCUUGAGAGGUUUAUUCAUUAUCGAUCCAAAGGGUGCAAUUAGACACAUCACCAUCAAUGAUCUUUCCGUUGGCAGAAAUGUUGACGAAGCUUUGAGACUGGUUGAAGGUUUCCAGUGGACUGACAAGAACGGUACAGUCUUGCCAUGUAACUGGACUCCGGGCGCUGCCACCAUCAAACCCGACGUCAAAGAUUCUAAAGAGUAUUUUGAAAGCGCAAACAACUAA